AUGAACAUACUGUCCAAGCUCAGCAACAAUGUCACUCUUGUAGUUGAUAAGAAGGAAUCAUGGGAAAGAUUCAUGGCCAACAGAUUUCUGUAUAAUUCCGAUAGAGCCAAGUAUCAAUCAAGAAUUGAUGGAAUGACGGCGCAGUACACGUUGAAGCAUCUGGAUUUCAAACAAGGUUGUACAUUUCCAACUACUUUGGAAAAUGCUGCUGAUGUUUUGAAUCAAAACAAGCACGAUAAUAGGAAGAAAAAUUCGAAUGGAGGAAAUUCGAAUGGACAAGGGAAACAAAAUAAGUCAAACAACAAUCAAAAUGACGGAGCUCAGUUUUCGCAACAACAAACUCGAGCGUGUUUUGUGUGCGGAUCGAAAGAUCAUGUCGCACCUCAAUGUGCGGACAAAUUUAAGCUGCGGGAACAGUGGAAAAACCCGGACAAAUAUAGGGAUUAUUCGGAGGAGAAUGGUCGUGGUAAUCGACAAAAUAUUCAACGUGAUGAAAAUGCAACGCGUAAUGAUAAUGAAUCAGGUGAUUCAAAUACUCAAUGGAACUAUGGACGUUCCAACAAUGGAUCCCAUGGAGGACAAUUUAUUCAACGAGGACAUGCUGACAAUCAUCCAAGACAACAAGGGAUGAUGUUAUUUCAACACAACAAUACUGGUAUACACUUGGAUAGUGGAUCUACUUUUCAUUUGCGAACCAAUGAAGAUGACUUUAAAGAAGGAAGUCUACAAGGAAUUCAUGGAGGAUUCCAUUAUGCCUCUAAUGUCGAGGGAAGAGAACUUUAUCAAGAAGGAAUUGAUAAGGUAUUUGAUUCUGUAUGUAAGCUUGACACACGAGCUAGUGACAACGUCAACAGCUUGUCGAAUAUGGUACAAGAUGGAUUUGAUGUAUUUAUGGACACAAAGAGAGAGAACAGCUUCUUUGUGACCAGAAACGGGACUACAUGGCGAUUUGGACAUCGCAAUGGAUUAUAUACUUUGGUUGACGAACCUGCUAUGGUAACAGCAAUGUUCCAUGACCAUGCACGUGGACUUGAUAAUGAUGAUGUGCAAGGGUACUGUGCUCUACAGAGUGUGGAGAAGAACAAAGAGGGUUUCACAAACAAACAAGUGAAACGAGCAAAUGUUGCACGGAGUGGCUAUCAUAUGAUGGGGGCACCUGGUGCAGAACUAUUCAAGUUGGCGAUUCGGGGAAAUUUUUUCAAAAAUUGUCCAAUUACGGAGGAAGAUGUUAAUAUCUCUGAAAAGAUAUAUGGACCAAGCGUUUCAACAAUUAAGGGCAAACAAAAGCGACCAACACCGAAGGCGGUGGUUGAUGAUUGGAUCAAAAUGCCCAAGGAACUACUGAAACACAAUUCGAACCUGGAUUUAUGCAUCGACAUUAUGUUUAUCAACAAUGUCGCGUUUUUUGUCAGUAUUGACAAAGCGAUCAAAUUCCGAUUCAGUACUGAACUGAAAGAUCGGACAAAAGAUGCUAUUUACAAGUCGAUUGACGAAAUUUGUGGCAAAUUUGGAUGA
Messenger RNA from Cylindrotheca closterium, 1515 nucleotides. The record is from the annotation of a GenBank genome assembly. Lineage: Eukaryota; Bacillariophyta; Bacillariophyceae; Bacillariales; Bacillariaceae.